AUGCCUUACGCCAAUGUGAACGGAAUAAACCUGUAUUACGAAGACUACGGCCCCAGGUCCGGCCCAGCGGUGAUUCUGACUCCCGGCGGCCGGAACGACACCAAUGGCUUGCGACCUAUCGCCGCCCUGUUGUCCGCGCACUGCCGAGUCAUCCUGCACGACCGGCGCAACUGCGGCAAGUCGGACGUAGUUAUUGACGAUGAGCCUUCGGAACAGCACAGUUGGGCCAAGGAGAUGGCCGAUUUGUUGUUGCAACUAGGCGCCGCCCCGGCCUACGCGGUGGGCGGUUCGGCCGGUUCCCGCACCAGCCUGACCAUGGCAGCAUUGCGCCCCGAGGUUGUAAAGGGCGUGUUUGUUUGGGAGGUCAGCGGCGGUCCCAACAGCGCCGCCGAAACCGCCCCCAACUACUACGGCCAAUUAAUCACGGCAGCGCAGCAGGGCGGGAUGCCAGCGGUAGCGGCGACGGAAUACUUUGCCCAACGCAUUAAGGACAACCCGGCCAACGAGGAAAAACUGCUAUCCAUGGACCCGUCAGAGUUCAUCGCUAUAAUGAGCCAAUGGCGGGAUACCUACUCGGUUCCCAACCCGGUCGGCGAACUCACCGAGGCGCAGUUGGCCGGAAUCGCCUGCCCGGUGGUGUUGUUCGAGGGCAACACGCCCGACGAGGUGCACCACAAGUCGGCGGCGGAAAGCGCGCACCGUCUGAUACCAAACUCGGAACUGCGACCGUCGGCGUGGACCCACGAGGAAUGGGACAUCAUCGGACAGCACGACCACACUUUCCCCGGCAUAGCAGCCACCAACCGCUACCACAUGAAGGCAACAUUCUAUUCAGCCCAACUACUGGAAUUUAUCACCAAGGUUGAGGCGAUGGAGCCGGCGACUGUGGGCUAG
This is a messenger RNA of Geodia barretti, 894 nucleotides long. The record is from the annotation of a GenBank genome assembly. NCBI's taxonomy places the organism in Eukaryota, Metazoa, Porifera, Demospongiae, Tetractinellida, Geodiidae.